UUACUGCGAGUGAUUUAAGUCCCAAAAAUUGGCAAGUGGGACUGAAGUCGAUCACGAAAAUGGUGAAUUACAUGUUGAUGAUCCGCCCCGACCUUGACAACCUCACUGAUUCUCCCCCUCAAGACGGUUGCAACGAUCCCAACUUCACCUACUACUUCAAGCUCAAGUGUGGGAAUUGUGGAGAAGUAACCCAAAAAGAGACAUGCGUUACCUUGAAUGAAACAGUUCCUUCUACAAAAGGAAAGAGUGACACUCAUCUUGCUCAGAAGUGUAAGUUUUGUUCUAGGGAAGGAAAUGUAUCUAUGAUUGCUGGCCGAGGCCAUCCUCUUACUCAGGAACAUGCUGAAACUGGUGAAUUUGCCCCUCUGAUGAUGUUUGAUUGCAGAGGUUACGAGCCUGUGGAUUUUGCAUUCGGCAGUGGAUGGAAAGUUAAGUCGAUUGAAGGAACAGCGUUCAAUGACAUUGACUUAUCGGUAGGGGAGUUUGCUGAAUACGACGAGAAGGGAGAAUGCCCCGUCAUGAUCUCCAAUCUCCGUGCUAAAUUCGAUGUGGUGAAGUAGCUCGUAAAACAUUACAAUCUCAUGCAUUAAAAAAGUGAGGGUAAUUUAUAAACUAACCGCCUCUUCGUAAUAAGUCGUUUUAUAAAACUGAUGAAUAUUCCCCCCCUUGGUGUUUGGUGUAUGUUGACUUGAGAAUAACUGCAUGUUGGUAUUGCAUUACCUUGUCAGUUGUCACAUACAUUAUACAGUUUGAAGCUUAAAUUAAUAUCUUAGUAAUUGUCAAAGCAUCACA
This is a messenger RNA of Erythranthe guttata (spotted monkey flower), 792 nucleotides long. RefSeq lists its product as uncharacterized. Gene Ontology annotation, molecular function: zinc ion binding. The record is from RefSeq and is a predicted model, not a curated record. Lineage: Eukaryota; Viridiplantae; Streptophyta; Magnoliopsida; Lamiales; Phrymaceae.